AUGGCUGAUUCAGGAGCUCCUGCCAACGCCCCCCAGCUGCCACCUCAGCAGCCCAGUGCUGGCGCGCCAGGCUACGAUGGCCCCCAGAACGGCCAGCCGAUGGCUCCUCCUCCCCUCCACAUCCCGCAGAACACGAACCCAAUCCCGACCGCCAUCACCUCACCGAGGUCCGCCGUGGACAAGGGUGGCAUCAUGUCCCCGACCAGUGCCGGGGGCUUCCGUCGAGCAGCACCCGAGCCUAAUAAGAGGGCCCUCUACGUCGGCGGUUUGGACCAGCGGGUGACGGAGGAUGUUCUGCGUCAGAUAUUUGAGACCACUGGUCAUGUCCAAAACGUCAAGAUCAUCCCUGACAAGAAUGCCAAAGGUUUCAACUACGGUUUUGUUGAAUACGAUGAUCCUGGUGCCGCAGAGCGUGCUAUGCAGACCCUCAAUGGCCGACGGGUCCACCAAUCGGAAAUCCGCGUCAACUGGGCCUAUCAGUCCAACACAACGAGCAAGGAGGACACCUCCGGGCACUUCCACAUCUUUGUUGGGGAUUUGUCAAAUGAGGUCAAUGACGAGCUGCUUUUACAGGCCUUCGCUGCCUUUGGUACUGUUUCGGAAGCCCGAGUCAUGUGGGAUAUGAAGACGGGCAGGUCUCGAGGUUACGGCUUCGUCGCUUACCGUGACCGCUCAGAUGCAGAGAAGGCUUUGAGCUCGAUGGAUGGCGAAUGGCUUGGUUCGAGGGCGAUUCGCUGCAACUGGGCCAACCAAAAGGGGCAGCCUUCUAUGGCUCAGCAACAGGCGAUGUCAGCUAUGGGCCUGACUCCCACCACACCCUAUGGCCAUCACCAGUUUCCGUCUCACGGCAUGGCGAGCUAUGAAGUCAUCUUGACACAGACACCAAACUGGCAGACAACAUGUUACGUUGGAAACCUGACGCCUUACACCACCCCUCAUGAUGUGGUGCCCCUCUUCCAGAACUUUGGUUUUGUGCAGGAAUCUCGUUUCCACGCAGACAGGGGAUUCGCGUUCAUCAAGAUGGACACGCAUGAAAAUGCGGCUAUGGCCAUUUGCCAGAUGAACGGCUACAAUGUUAAUGGACGACCCUUGAAGUGCAGCUGGGGUAAGGAUAAGACGCCCAAUUCUCAGAACUUCGACCCGGCCCAGCCAUUUAGCCCCCAGAGCGCCCAAACACCUGGUGGCUUUCCCGGCACACCGACAUACUACCCCCAGUACGGUGCCCAAUACGGCGGCCAGCAAGGAAACUUCGCUGCUCCCCAAACUGGCUCGCCUGCCGGGUUCCCUGGGUCCCCAAUGGGCUACAAUGCUCCCCAGAGUGCCGGUGGUUUUGGUCGUGGUCAACAGCCCCCCCAAGGCCAGUGGACUCAGCCCCCUCCAGGUCAGAACUUCAACAACGGAUUCGGUGGCUAUCAAUCAUAG
This is a messenger RNA of Clonostachys solani, 1422 nucleotides long. NCBI's taxonomy places the organism in Eukaryota, Fungi, Ascomycota, Sordariomycetes, Hypocreales, Bionectriaceae. The record is from the annotation of a GenBank genome assembly.